UUCUUUGUCGCCAUUCUUGUUUGUGAACACACUAUUUUUCAAGCCACUGAAACUCAUCAUUCAUAAUCAUAUAUAUAUAUAUAUAUAUAUAUAUUUAACACUAAAAUCAUCACACUCUAUAUAACUAAUCUCGAGUGCAAGAAAUAUUAUCUAUUUGCAAAUAUUCUUCAGCUCGCCGCGUGUUUCUGACAUUAAAGGUUAUACUUUCAUCAACUUGAAAAGGAGAAAAAAAAUGAUGAAUAUAUUUUCGGUGGUUUCGGGUGCUGCUUCUGCUUGCAAGCCCAUGGUGAGUUUCCAACCGCCACUAAUGGAUAAUGAUAAUUUAAGGUUUCACCAACAACAUCGUAAAGAGAAAGUUGUUGUUGUCAUGGGUGCUACCGGAACCGGGAAAUCCAAGUUGGCGAUAGACUUAGCGAAUCAUUUUCCACCGGCAGAGAUUAUCAACUCCGACAAAAUGCAAGUGUACAAAGGACUUGACAUCACAACAAACAAGGUCACCGAGGAAGAGUGUCGUGGGGUCCCACAUCAUUUACUAGGAACCGUUGAUCCUGAUUCGAGUUUCACAUCCAACGAGUUUUGCGAACACGCGACGCUCGCUAUUGGUUCCAUCGUGGGAAGAGACGGGUUACCUAUUAUAGCCGGUGGUUCAAAUUCGUUUAUCGAAGCUUUGGUUAAUCAUCACCACGAGUUUCGUAUGAAAUACGAAUGUUGUUUUCUCUGGGUGGAUGUUUCUAUUCCCGUGCUUCAUUCGUCUUUAUCCGCACGUGUGGAUCGCAUGAUUGAAGCGGGUCAAGUUAACGAAGUUCGUGACUUUUUCAACCAAAAGAAUUUUGAUUACGAUUACACGAGAGGGAUACGAAGAGCCAUUGGUGUACCUGAAUUCGACAAGUUUUUUAGAUAUGAGUCACAAGGUGUAACGGAUGAAAGAACCAUGAAGAAGCUUCUAGAAGUUGCUGUUGAUGCUCUUAAAAUGAAUAACUGUAACCUUGCAAGUAAACAAGUUCAAAAAAUUCAUAGGCUUUAUGGUAUGUGGAAGAGGAACAUGCACCGUCUUGAUGCUACGGAGGUUGUGCUUAAGGAAGAUAAUUGGGAAGAUCGUGUGUUGGCAAAGAGUCUUAGGAUUGUUCAUAAGUUUCUGUACGAGGAUUGUUCACAUGUCACAAGUGGUGGUGUUGUGCCUGCAAAAAUUGCGUCUGUGGCAGGGGUAACCCAUUAGAGGUAUGGUCGAGCCAGCAAGAGAAGAAUCAAAAAUAUAUAUUAUUAUAUAGAUCAAACCACACCACUGACAUUACAAUAUUAUUUGGCAUUCCCACAUAUUUUUUUCUUAUUUUUUUCUUUCAUCACUCCACUCCCCUUUCGAUAGGGUCUUGUCAUUGGUAGUAAAAGGUUUACUUGUAUACUUACUAGCGGUUGCUAUACAUAUAUCUAUAAUAUAUUAUCCUUUAUUUAA
Molecule: messenger RNA, 1450 nt
Organism: Lathyrus oleraceus (garden pea)
Lineage: Eukaryota; Viridiplantae; Streptophyta; Magnoliopsida; Fabales; Fabaceae
Product: adenylate isopentenyltransferase 5, chloroplastic
Exons: 2
Coding region: 233-1216 (327 amino acids)
Biological process (GO): cytokinin biosynthetic process; tRNA modification
Cellular component (GO): mitochondrion
Molecular function (GO): tRNA dimethylallyltransferase activity
Source: RefSeq, a predicted model, not a curated record